CAAUAUUCCUCCACAUUUGGUGGAAGAGAAACUUCCUCCUUCACCAACAAAACAAAGCCUCAUUUCAAGUCCAAUUUGAAUAUAAAACCGACCUUUUUUAUUCCCAUUCUUGAGGCACCCAAUUCUCAUAUUGUUCCCAUUCUUGAGUACCCAAUUCUCAUAAUUGGGAUCAACAUGAAAUCCUUUAACUCCCUUUUGGUUUCUUUCUUUCUCCUCUUCUACACCACCAAUGCCUUCAACAUAACCCAUAUCCUUGACAAAUACCCAGAUUUCAGCACCUUCAACAACUACCUAACCCAGACCCAACUCGCCGCCGCCAUCAACAGCCGCCAGACCAUCACCGUUUUGGCGGUCGACAACGCGGGAAUCUCCCCUCUCUCCGGGAAACCAGCCGACGAGCUCAAAAAGAUCAUGAGCGUCCACGUGGUGCUCGACUACUUCGACGAAGAAAAGCUCAAAAAAAUCUCAAAGAAGACCUCAUUGCUAACCACAUUGUUCCAGUCCAGUGGCCAAGCCACUGGCCAACAGGGGUUCGUCAACGUGACCGAUUUGAGCACCGGUUCGGUUGUGUUCGGCUCCGGCGUGAAAGGCUCAGCGCUAGGUGCCAAUUUGGUCAAGUCUGUCGACGCUCAGCCGUAUAACAUAUCGGUGUUGCAAAUUAGUACUGUGAUCAUUCCUCCGGGCAUCGAUGGAUCAACAGCGAAUUCCAGCACGAAUUCAACUGCUAAACCACCACAAGCUUCCCCCGGGCCUGGACCAGCCUCGGUACCACCAACCAAGAGCCCGAAAAAAUCUCCCCCCACCGCGGCUCCUCAGCCUAGCGAGGCGGCUCCACCACCCGAUGCCACCGCGGAUUCACCAGCAAAGGAUGAUGCUGAUGUACCAACCGCAGAUGCACCAGCAAAGGAUGAUAAAAAAAGUGCUGGUGUAUCCCUCAGGCUUGGUGUUUUUGUUGUUUUAGUGAUUGCGGUAUCGACUUCUUUCAUUGGUUUGGUGUUCUGAAACCACUUUUGAACUUUUUAAACCCAUUGUAAGGCCUCGGCCAUCUAUGUAAAGUAUUUCAUGUAACGGGUAUAUAUUCUUUGCUCUCAUAAUGCAUUCGUAUA
Molecule: messenger RNA, 1106 nt
Organism: Rhododendron vialii
Lineage: Eukaryota; Viridiplantae; Streptophyta; Magnoliopsida; Ericales; Ericaceae
Product: fasciclin-like arabinogalactan protein 14
Exons: 1
Cellular component (GO): plasma membrane
Source: RefSeq, a predicted model, not a curated record